Molecule: messenger RNA, 2555 nt
Organism: Lates calcarifer (barramundi perch)
Lineage: Eukaryota; Metazoa; Chordata; Actinopteri; Centropomidae
Gene: tpm4a
Product: tropomyosin 4a
Exons: 8
Coding region: 468-1214 (248 amino acids)
Biological process (GO): muscle contraction; actin filament organization
Cellular component (GO): actin filament
Molecular function (GO): actin filament binding
Source: RefSeq, a predicted model, not a curated record
CUCCUCCGGCACAGUCUGGCGCCCUCCGCUCUCUUCACCGCGCAGCUUUACCAAUCCUCCUCCUCAAACUCAAAGCGUCCGGACCCAGAAAACCGGCCACAUUCCUGAGGACAACUUUCUAUAUCGCUCAUGAACUUUACAUUCCUGCAGACCAGAAGAAACAUUUGGGGAACACCUGGACGCUCUCUACUUCCUGGUUAUAUAACUUUUUGUUGCACUUGAACGAAUCCUUUACAUUCCAAAGACUUUGGCACCGGACGGACAUCGAUUUUUUCCCCCAUUUCUCGUAAAACCACCGAUCAAAGUCAUUUUUUCUUAUUAUAAUAUCAUUCCUAAUAGACUAAAUAAGCAGGAGGCAGCAGCCUACGUUUUUCUUUUUUGCACAACCCAAAAGCAGUCUUAACUGUGUGUGUGUGUGGUUUUCUUUUCUACGUGUAGUCUUAAAUUAAGUAACAAAACAGUCAACGAUGGCAGGUGUGAACUCUCUGGAUGCUGUGAAGAGGAAGAUUCAGUGUUUGCAGCAGCAGGCCGACGAGGCAGAGGACCGGGCUCAGGUCCUACAGAGAGAGCUGGACAGUGAACGGGAGUGCCGAGAGAAAGCAGAGGGUGAUGUAGCAGCUCUGAACCGUAGGAUCCAGCUGGUGGAAGAGGAGUUGGACCGAGCCCAGGAGAGGCUGGCCACGGCACUGCAGAAACUGGAAGAGGCCGAGAAGGCUGCAGAUGAGAGCGAGAGAGGGAUGAAGGUGAUCGAGAACCGAGCGAUGAAGGACGAGGAGAAGAUGGAGAUUCAGGAGAUGCAGCUGAAGGAGGCCAAACACAUCGCAGAGGAGGCCGACCGUAAAUAUGAGGAGGUGGCUCGUAAGCUGGUGAUCCUGGAAGGGGAGCUGGAGAGAGCUGAGGAGAGGGCUGAGCUCUCAGAAUGUAAAGCCAGUGACCUUGAGGAGGAGCUGAAAAAUGUGACCAACAACCUGAAGUCCUUAGAAGCCCAGUCUGAGAAGUACUCAGAAAAAGAAGACAAGUACGAGGAGGAGAUCAAAGUUCUGACUGACAAACUGAAGGAGGCUGAAACCCGUGCAGAGUUUGCAGAGAGAACAGUGGCCAAACUGGAAAAGUCCAUCGAUGACCUGGAAGAGAAACUAUCACAUGCCAAAGAGGAGAAUCUGGGCAUGCACCAAGUCCUGGACCAGACCCUGCAGGAACUGAACAGCUUAUAAACACACAGAGAGGAAACUGGAGAGGAUGAGAUCGUCAUAUAACAUUCCAUUAAAUGUUCGACUCCAUUCCACAUUUCGAGCUGUAAAAUCUUUAUUCCCCCAUGUAAAAGGGGGAUUAACUUAAUGCUUGUCCCUUGAAGUUUUUUUUUUCUGAGGCACAACUUUGUUUCUUUUUUUUUAUAUAUGGGGAGUCAUUUUGAACUGAGUCAUUUUUUUUUUUUUUUUUUUUUUUUUUAAUCUUCAGCUGUGAUUGCAGAAAUUCUCUCCAGGAAUAGAUUCUUUUGACCACUCAUUUAGAAAGACCUGGCAAUUAAAAUGCCCAAAAGAAACCACAGAUUUCAUCACUCAACCACUUAAACUGUCUCAAUUUUAUAUUUUAUGUGCACAUACAUUAAGCCUCUGUCUGAUUAUAUUAAUACAUAGGCUACAGAUGGCAUUGGGUUUCUCUCGGUCUACAUCAGUGUGGCUCUGAAGUGCCACCCAGUGGUGAUAUGAAGUUAGUCAGCAGUUGUUUUUCUGAUCAUGCUGUUAACACCUGAAGAGGCUACAACUACUACAACCGACAUUUGGCUCAUCUGCCUCAGCAGUGUCCUCUUACAUGUGUUUAAACAGCAAGAAGUUCAAAUGGACAGGUGGUCUAAUGGAAAGGUUUCAUUCAUUAAAAAAAGUCGAGGCACAUGCUGCUCAGUCACAGAGGGCUUCUUUACAUUUAAUCACUAAGCAAUGCCUCCUCUGCUAGGUAAUCCUGAAGCCUACAUGUUGAAGAUGCACAGAAUAUUUACAGAGCAUUCUUCUUCUUUACUCUUUUUAGUUCAGGAGACUGUGCAGAAACUGAGAGCUGUGCAUAUACAGUAUCUAGGCCAUCUGACCUGCCGUACCUUCCCUGAAGCAGGACCUGACAACCUCUGCAUCAUUGCCAACAAUACACCAUAAUGUAGCCAAUAUUUACUAGAUUUACAAUAUCAUGUAUUACAUGAGUGAGCUAAACCCCAAACCACUGGAAGCUCAAUUAAGUUCUGUCAACCAUGGAUACUUAUUGUAUAUAGUAGAAUAAUGUUAGGUAUGUGAGAAGUUGUAUUGUUUUGAUUUUUUUUGUUUUUGUUUUUGGGGUUUGAUUCAUUUACACCACUUCUUUUUGCCAGGGGAACUAUCAAGACCAAAGAACACACAUACAGACAGACAAUAAAUUCUUCAAAUGCUUUAUUUUUGUUUGUGAUGGUCAUCAUGGUUUCAUCUCGUGCCAGGGCCAUGAAAAGCGGCCUCACAUUUGAUCGAAGCUGUUUUGAAAUAUUUCAUUCACCACCCCCCCUCUAUGUCAAUCUAAUAAAUGUUUUACAGAAA